AUGCAGGGAAAUGCUAACGUCAAACGGACUGCUCUCACUGCUUCAGACAUCACUUCGCUGCCUGCUCCGUCUUCCCCGCAGGAUGCUGCCGUGGCAGUGCGUGCCGUCGUUCAUCCAGGCCCUUUCUUUGUUCGACGAACGCUUUUGUCGAAAGAUUUGCUUUCACGAGAGUCCACACGUAACUCACCACCUACAGAAACGAGACCAAGACUCAUAAACGGAUUGCACAUGGUUCUAAAACUUUCUGGCAGAGUCAACCUGUCAGGAUGCAGUCGUGGCGGAUUGGCGGAGGCGGAUUAUCCUCUUCUCGGCAAUUCUGCAACGGCUCCUAGACUGGUUUGUGAGUUUGAUUUACAGCGGGAGGAAAUGGAGAAGGGUCUGUCCUCCACAUCCUAUCCGGAGGCAGUAGAGGGCCUCAGGACAAGAUGGAGAGUGUCUAGCUGUUUAUCUUGGAGCAAGUGA
Messenger RNA from Paracoccidioides brasiliensis Pb18, 462 nucleotides. RefSeq lists its product as uncharacterized. The transcript has 3 exons. The record is from RefSeq and is a predicted model, not a curated record. The coding region runs from base 1 to 462 and encodes 153 amino acids.